UUAUGUGGACAAACCGAACCGUACGGUUUGCUUCUCACGGCACGGGGCAUGUGUAAACCGUACGGUGUCCACGGUUUAAGUUUUUUUUUGUGACCAGACGUUCGACGUGCGCAUUGUAGCCCGUAUGUUACCACGUGGUUAUCAUUCGCGCCAAAGAAGCGAAACUAAAGCAAGGAGGAGCGGCGUGUACAAACAUGGCAAGUGGAAGUGAGGAAGGCGGGCCGCCUAGGCCGGACAUGGAGGAUGCACCCUCGUCAUUUAAGUCAGGUGUGUGGGACCAUUUUGGAUUCCGCGUCACUUAUGAUGAUGCUGGCAAAAAAAACGUGGAUCGAACGGGAACGCUAUGCAAGCAUUGCAAAAUGUAUGUCCCGUACGCUGAUGGAAACACUUCAAACAUGGCCAGCCAUGUGCGCAGAUAUCACCCAAGUUUGGUAGUGGAGGGGAGGAGAGGAGCGCCUGCCAAAAAGCCAUUCACCAUUAGCGCGGCAUUUAAACAACCUCUGGCUGCGGACACCGCCAAGGCCAAAUCAAUUUCAAAAGCCAUUGGUUUAUUCAUCGCAAAAGACAUGCAGCCCUACAGCGUGAUGGAAGGUGAAGGCUUCAGAAACAUGCUGAAGGUGCUGGAGCCGCGAUAUGUGAUGCCCACUCGGAGAUACUUUGGCACGAAUGUCAUUCCACACCUAUAUGAAGAGACAAGACAGGAUAUAGUUAAAGAGCUAUCGGAGGCAUGCCAGGUAGCGCUGACAACAGAUGGAUGGACUUCCAGGUCCACGGAAAGUUACCUAACAGUGACCGCCCAUCACAUUACGCCCCAGUGGGAGUUAAGAAGCUGCGUGUUACAAACGCGCCCGAUAUACGAGAGCCACACCAGCGAAUUCCUAUCCCAAAAGCUGAGAGAGGUGGUGGAGGAGUGGGCGUUGGAGAGGGGCAGCGGCAGUAUUCCUGUUACAACGGACAAUGCCAAAAACAUUGUGAAUGCCGUAGGUUUGACGGAGGGACUUGGGCCACAGAUUUCCUGCUUUGCGCACACCGUCAACCUGGCAGCCAAAAGUGCAAUAUCCAAUGCCCAGAUCGCACGACUGUUGGCGAGAGUCAGAAAGGUGGUUACUUUUUUCCACCGCAGUACUACUGCCGCCUUCGUAUUGAAAACGAAACAGGACUUGCUGACCUUGCCAGAUCACAAGUUAAUUCACGACGUGCAAACUCGCUGGAACUCGACAUACGACAUGUUGGAGCGCUAUGUGGAGCAACAGGCGGCCAUAUAUUCCGCCGUGACCGACAAAGACAUGAAAAAAAAAACCAAGGACAUUAUCCUGUUGAAUGACGGUGAGACAAAGCUGGCAGAAGGCCUCAUAGAAGUGCUUAAACCGCUGAAGAAUGUCACCACCCUCAUGAGUACAGAAACAUCCCCCUCCGUCUCAAUGAUCAUGCCACUGCAGAGCAUGGUGCUGAAAGCAAUGGCACAAAGUGCAGAUGACAGUUCUGCCAUCAAAGACGCCAAGGCAGCCAUCAGCAAGGAUCUCCAAAGCAGAUACAGUGAUCCUAGCCUUCAGGACUAUCUACACAGAGCCACAGCACUAGACCCAAGGUUCAAGUCCCUGCCUCAUCUAGAUGAAGCCUGUGUUGACAAAAUCUGGGGUGACCUCACAAUAGAAGUUGUGAACCUCGAAAAGCAGGCUCAACAAGGCAUUGAAGCCCAGGCAAGCACUUCAUCCUCAGGAGCAGAAUCCGGCCCGCCAGAGACCUCUCCUCCCUCCAAAAAAUCGGCCAUGGCAACAGUUUUUGCAGACUUUUUUACAACAGAGGCAACAGCAAGUGCAAAACCUUUGUCAGAUGUCAUAAAGGAAGAGGUCACAUCCUACAAGCAAGCUGGCUGCAUCUCUGUAGAUGAAGAUCCCCUCGCAUGGUGGAAGAGCAAUGCACACAAGUAUCCCCAUGUGGCGAAGUUGGCACAACGUGACCUGGCUGUCCCAGGCACAUCCGUGCCAAGUGAGCGGGUUUUUUCUACAGCAGGGGACAUUGUCACGGCAAGUAGGUCUCGUCUCUUGCCAGAAAAUGUAGACAAACUGAUUUUCUUGCAAAAAAAUCUGAGAAUUAAGUGAAAGGGGGAGGGCUGUUAUUAACAGUGCAGUGUUAAGGUUUAUUGCAAUAUUUAAUUGAACCUGUAUUUUUUGUAUUGUUUUAAUAUGAGAGUGGCAAUUUAAGUUAAGAUAUAUUUUUUUAAAUAUAAGAGUGGCACUUUAUGUUUAGAUUUUUUAUUGUUUUUAAUCCAUACGUUUCUUUUUUAAGCCAUAUGUUUCACAGCACUGCACUUUAAUUUCAAGUGAAACAAUACACAUAUUCUCUCUCAGGGAUUCGAGUUGUUGAUUUUAUUUUCUGUUGAGCUGGUUGGAUGGUGGGCUCAUUAUGUUUACAGCCUCAUGUUCUCAGGCAAUUGUGUGUUCUUCUGUUCUAAAGACUUCGUCUGUUCCUGUAGAUGCCACCAGAUGGCAGCAAACAUCCUGACACUUUUUUGAGUAAUAAAUGUAAAACAUGUUGAAAUCAUCCAUGUCUUCCUUCUUGCUCUAUCAAAAUACUAGGUUUCUGAAAUAAAAUGGUGUGCUUAGAGGCAAAUGAACCUCUGCAUUAUUAUUACAUUAUGACUAUAAUUCUAUAACCUUUUGCUGUAUCCUAAAAUAUGGUAAGUUAAGGUAAAUGGCAAUUAACUUGAGACUUUACCCCUGUUAUAAAUUGGCUGUUACCAGAAUGGCAAGGACCAAGGAUAUUACAAAAGGCACUGUAAUUUCAUAGUUGUGUAGUACUGUGGUAGUAAAAACUUUUAAGUGAUUAUUACAGUGUUCCACUGGUGUAAUGGUGUGUAUUAUGGGGCCAAGAUAAAAAGUAAAAAAAAAAAAAAAAAAAAA
Molecule: messenger RNA, 2903 nt
Organism: Engraulis encrasicolus (European anchovy)
Lineage: Eukaryota; Metazoa; Chordata; Actinopteri; Clupeiformes; Engraulidae
Product: E3 SUMO-protein ligase ZBED1-like
Exons: 2
Coding region: 195-2102 (635 amino acids)
Molecular function (GO): protein dimerization activity; DNA binding
Source: RefSeq, a predicted model, not a curated record